AUGAAUAUUCUCAUCACCGGAGCCGCCGGGUUUAUCGGCCAACUUCUCGCAAAAGAACUUCUAAACCAUCCGGCGCACAAAGUCAUCCUCGUGGACAUCGUCGACCCUCCGGUCCCAGCAGGAGUGAAAUACCCCCAGAAUGCAAGGUCCAUCAAAACAGAUUUAGUAGACGGCGACAUCGAAAGCCUGGUCACCGAAUCCGCGCCUGACGCCGUAUACGCAUUCCACGGUAUCAUGUCUUCAGGUUCCGAGGCCAAUUUCGAGCUCGGCAUGAAAGCAAAUGUUGACGCAACGCGAGCUUUGCUCGAAGCUCUGCGCAAGAAAGCUUUCCCAGGUGUCCGAUUCAUUUAUUCGUCUAGCCAGGCUGUAUAUGGACAACCUCUGCCUAAAAUCGUGACGGACGACGUCAUACCUACACCCGAAUCAUCCUACGGCGCAGCAAAAAUUAUUUGUGAGACACUGGUCAAUGAUUAUACCCGUCGAGGAUUCAUCACCGGCUUCACGCUCCGGUUCCCUACCAUCUCGGUACGACCAGGAAAGCCGACUGCAGCGGCCUCUUCGUUUCUGUCUGGCAUGAUUCGGGAACCGCUCAAUGGCCAAGAGGCGAUUAUCCCUCUUGAGGAUCGAUAUUUUGAGUCAUGGCUCUGUUCCCCUCGCACAUUGGUGCGGAAUUUGAUUAUUACGCUUGGUUUGCCAGCAGACUGUGUACCGCCUCAUAUUCGUCAGAUCAAUGUUCCGGGCAUCUGUGUGACGAUCCAAGAUAUGAUGGAUGCUUUGGAGAAAGUCGGGGGCAAGGAUAAGUUGGCUUUGUUGAAGGAACAGGAGGACCCAAUUGUCAAGAAGAUUGUGCACUCGUGGCCGACGAGAUUUGAUAAUAGCCAGGCUAUCAAAUUGGGAUUCCAUAGAGACGAGUCAUUUGAGCAGGCUGUCAGAGAUUUCAAAGAGAUUUUAGAACAAUAA
This is a messenger RNA of Talaromyces amestolkiae, 960 nucleotides long. RefSeq lists its product as uncharacterized. The record is from RefSeq and is a predicted model, not a curated record. The coding region runs from base 1 to 960 and encodes 319 amino acids. NCBI's taxonomy places the organism in Eukaryota, Fungi, Ascomycota, Eurotiomycetes, Eurotiales, Trichocomaceae. The transcript has a single exon.